AGUGAAGAUGUUUGUGUUUGAGAAAACAGUUUGAAGACGUCACCUGGUCCUCUGAAAACUGUGAUGGACACUUUCCACUAUCAAUGACAGAUGGAUCAAUAAUGAAAUCAUGUGAAUGUAGAGUCCUGAUGGAAACGUCUCCAUGGUUCCAGAACAUGAAGAUAUUUUAGAGUCUGGAGCCUCAUUUUGUCCACGUUUCCUUCUUGUGUGUUUGUGUGACUCUGAGCAGAAAGUGAAAUAAAUGUCAGAGUGUGUUUCCUUGUGUUUGUUGCUCAGCAUGAGUUUGUGUGGAUGGAGCCACUGGUGGAGCUGCAGAGUUUCAGAGCUGAAGUCACUCCGUCUUUAUUGAAGCAGCAGCAUGUUGUCAUUAAUAUUAAUGAGAGCUCUUCUUCACUGCUUCUGUUGGACUGUUUGAAGCUGCAUCCUGUUGGCUUCAGCUGUUUGGAGUUUCCAUUUUCUAAACUUGGACAUUCUGAAGCUUCUUCAUCUCUGAACUCAUGAUGAAACUCUGAAUGAUUUCAAGCAGGACCUUUGUCUCCUCAACUCACAUCUUUUAUUCUUUAUUCAGAUUGGUGUACUGCAGGUUGUCAGAGAUCAGCUGUGAUUCUCUGGUCUCAGCUCUGAAGUCCAACCCCUCCCAUCUGGAACAUCUGGACCUGAGUCAGAACAACCUGCAGGAUUCAGGAGUGAAACAUCUGUGUGGUUUUCUGGAGAGUCCAGACUGCAUCCUGAAGACUCUGAGAUUGAUGAACUGCAGUUUGUCAGAGAUCAGCUGUGACUCUCUGGUCUCAGCUCUGAAGUCCAACCCCUCCCAUCUGGAACAUCUGGACCUGAGCAGGAACAAGCUGCAGGAUUCAGGAGUGAAACAUCUGUGUGGUUUUCUGGAGAGUCCAGACUGCAUCCUGAAGGAUCUGAGCUUGGAGGACUGCAGGUUGUCAGAGAUCAGCUGUGAUUCUCUGGUCUCAGCUCUGAAGUCCAACCCCUCCCAUCUGGAACAUCUGGACCUGAGAGGAAACAACCUGCAGGAUUCAUCAGUGAAACAUCUGUUAGAUCUUGUGGAGAGUCCAGACUGCAUCCUGAAGACUCUGAGCUGGAAGGGGUUGUUCUGAUCAGGACGGUGUUUGUGGUGAGAGGAUGAAGUGUGUCCUGAUGAUCCAGAGGUUGAAGCAGCAGCAGCUGGUGUGUAGAGACUCUGACUGGACCAUGUUACUGGGAGGUGGACUGGGAACCAGUGUAAAGUGUGUUGUUAUCACUGUGUAGUUUAGUGUUGCAGCUCCACACUGUGAAUGAUGGAGAACUGCAGUUAAUGUUGACAUGAAACGUUGGAGGUUGAUGUCAGGUUGCAGAGUGUGCAGUAAGUUUCAGGAUGUUUGUGUCGGUGCAGGAUUAUAUUUCAGUUGACUUUCUAUUUCCAGCUGCAGUCAAAGUUGUUGAGCUUCUCUACCUGCAACACAUUGAGCUGAUGAGAACAAAGUGUCCUGGAAACAUGUCAGCUGAAGCCUUGGAGCCCAGAGAGACUUUAAUGAAGCACAUUUUACUGGGUUUUGAUCACAUCAUGUUGAGGAGACAAACAGCUCUGAAGAUGAAUCCAGUUUAGUCCUCAAAGGUCCAGAAGCAGCUUGUUGAGCUCAGAGUUCAUAUUUAAUGUCAACAUCCUUUGACCUUUCUGAGCUCCACUAAAUGUUUCUUCUAGUUUCUCUCUUCUUCACCUUCACUCGGUUCCUCGUGUUCAGAAGCUUCCAGAUCACUGAUAUUCUUUGUUUUCUGAGCUGCUGCUUUCUUUAAAUCCCUCCAAAGAUUUUAACUGGGAUUAAAUCCAGGACUGAGACGAACCUCCAGGACUUUCCAGGAAGGAUUCCUGAAGCAGGCUUUGGUGGACGUUUGCUUUGGAUGCUGGUCCUGCUGAAAGUCCAGUGAGCUUCAGUUUCCUCACAUUGUUCUUGUAACUGUCCUGGUGUUUGAGAGAAUCCAUGCUGCUGCUCACACGCUCCAGUUUAGCAGCUUCAGAGCCACCAACAGGACUGUUGAUGCUGUUCUUCUGGUCCUUCUGCCUCCAGACGUUCUGCCCAAACAGUCCACUUUAGUCUCAUCAGUCCAUCAGACUCCCAGAACUCUGCUUUGUUCCAACAUGAAGAUCUUGUUGUUCAGUGUUGUCAGACUUUAGUUUCUGCCUUCAUCAGGUCCUGCAGCUCUUCACCAAUAAAACAGGUUUUCUACCAGCUGCUGCUGUCAAACAUCUGCUUCCUCUUGGACAGAUUUUGUCCAGUUUGAUUCAUUGACUCAGUUCAUCCACAUGAGAUUUCUCCUGGUCCUUUCUUCAAAUGAGCCAGAAAAUCUUCAAGUCUUCAUCAACACUCAGUCUCCUGGUGAACUCCAAGUAUUUUCUAUCCUCAGACUUAAUAAAGAACAAAACACCAAAGUCAGACUCCAAGUCAGUCAGAGUCAGAUGAAGUCUGAGAUUUCCUGUCAUUUCAGCUCCAUGCAGCAAACAGAGGCUGGUUCAUGAACACUGUCAAUAGUCAUGGAUAUGGGAUCCCCUAGUCAGCAAUAAGGAUGGGGUUAUGAAGGAACGGCAGCAAAAUGAGGGAGCAUUGUAUGAUAUUAUAACCUGUGAUUUAUAAUGCUAUAUGCUAUAAGCUAAUGAAUGUGAUGGAGAGCUGGUCCAGUGAUUCCUUGACGGCUGAAUAAGUUAAUUUGGGGGUCACUGGCCCUGAGGAUCGCUAACACAGACUCUGAUUCUGAGCUGAAAAUCCACAUUUUUACCCUCUGACUGAUAUCUGCCCACUUGGAGCCUCAGUUCCAGGUUUUCAGUCCUUCAUCUGUUUCUGGGGAUGUUCCAGCGUUAUCUUUUCGUUUAUCAUGACCUCAUCUUUGGUAAUGAUCCAAUCUAACAUUUUUACAAUCGUAAUCAUGAAACAUAAUCCUGAGUCAUCUUGUAAAUAAAAAUAAAGGCCUUUAUGCUUUUAAAUAAAGUUUAUCUGUAAACUUGUCAAAGU
Messenger RNA from Acanthochromis polyacanthus (spiny chromis), 2996 nucleotides. RefSeq names its product NACHT, LRR and PYD domains-containing protein 14-like. The transcript has 4 exons. Gene Ontology annotation, molecular function: protein binding. NCBI's taxonomy places the organism in Eukaryota, Metazoa, Chordata, Actinopteri, Pomacentridae. The record is from RefSeq and is a predicted model, not a curated record. The coding region runs from base 513 to 1109 and encodes 198 amino acids.